AAGGAAACAGCCUAAAGCAAAGGGACCCAAAACUCAAAACCUGUUAGUGCAAGUCAGCAUCAAACACUUACCUCAGCCUUAUUCAAAUUUGGUCUGCCAAAUCAUAGUUGAAGUUGAACAAACGGCCACCCACUGGAAACCAAAAUAACCUAAACCAGAAGGAAUCUUAAAUUGUUUGGCCUUCAAGAAUUUCCUUUUCCUACUGAGGUGAUUUUCAUCCUAUCAAAAACAAAACAAAGCUCAACAAAACUACUUUUCUUCCAGGGCUCAGUUCCCCGAUAUCCAGGGGAAGCAAAGAAAAACCCACCUUAAUUCUCAUCACUUAUCCAUGCUUCAGGUUUUCCUUUGAGGAUGGUUCAAAGAAAGGUGCCCAACAAGCUUGGUAUCCAAGCUGAUCAUAUUAAAUCAGAAAAGCGGUUGGGAAGCCUCAAACCAUCAUCUUGUCAGCACCAGGAUGGCAAGAACAAAGGAACAGACUUGAAGAAAAAAAUGAAAAAGUCAAGAUCAAUUAAGCUCUCAGAUAUUGAGGGCUUAAGAUCAUCAUCACCUUUGAGGAAAACCGUUGCACAACCUGGAAAACCACCUCCUCUCCAUGUUCCACCUGCUGCAGCAACCCUACCCAAGAAGUCUAUGAUCAAAGCCAUCGGUGCAUCACCAAACUACAUGAAGUCCACCAGCAGUUCAAAAGCAAAAAAGGAGAGCCCUCAGGUUAGUUCCCGGAAUACUCAAACUAGUUCAGAUAGCAAGAAUCUAGGUAGAAGAAGUUCAACUGGUUCAACAAUUAGCUCUGGUUCUUGUAAUAAACCUUCUAGAACUCUAACAAGGACAUCUAGUUUGAAGCUGGUGAGGACUUUAACAAAAUCUCCUACUUUCAAGCCGGCUAGAGCUUCGGUCAAAAAAUGUCCCAGGGUUGCUUUAUGUACUGAUAUAAAUGUACAGAGAGCUACCUGUUCUUCGACUCUAAAGGAUUCAAAGUUUCCCGCUUAUCUUAUGCUUAAUCCUGGGGGAACUGAGUCUGAAGGAACUUCAAUUAUCAAGGUCUGCCCAUAUACUUACUGUUCCCUUAAUGGUCAUCAACACACUCCUUUGCCUCCACUGAAAUGUUUCUUAAAAGCAAGGAGACGUUCACUGAAAAACCGGAGAAACAUGAAGAUGGAAGUUUUGAGCCCGCGUAGACAAAAGCCCUCUGGUGAUGGAACCGAGGAAUUCGAUGAAGAGCUGGUGGUUUUUGGUAACGAGCCUGCAAGCAAUGGAGUGAAUUUGGGUAACUCUCCUAUAUCUCCUUUGGUGCAAGGAGGGCCCACGGAUUUUUUCAUUGAAAUCUAUGCAAAAAGCAAAGGAAAUGACGUUGAAGCAACCAGAGGAAGCACACAAAUGAACACCGAGGGAGUGGAUGGUUCUGGAUGUGGCAAUGAAACAGCGCCAGAGCAUGACAACGACAAGCCAGUUUCAGAGAGUUUAUCUGAAGGUUCACCACACUCUAAGAUUGAUUUUGACGAACAUCUUGAACAUAUCGGUGAAAUUAUUUCCAAAGUAGAUAUCACAGAGGCCCUUCUUGAAGAGCUGAAACAUAGCGACGUGGAUGAAGAGUUUAGAGGAAUUUUGGUUAAAGAAGAAUCACCAGCGUGGAACUUUAAUGAUGGUGAUAAGCAGGAAGGCGUUUCAAGCGAUGAUGUGGAUCACACUAUUUUUGAGGUUAUUGAUAUGGAGUGGGAGGAGUGGCCAUUUUCUGCUUCAGAGCCUGGCGAUGAAGCCCAUUCCUCAAUGGACUCUGAUGAUGAAUGUGAUUUGAACAUUGGGGAUUCGUCAGAAAGUCAUACGAGUAAUUUGCGUGAAGAAUUUGUGGUCGGUUCAGGUGAAGGUGACAGCAACAUCAGUGAGGAAAUUCUGGCAGAUGGAGAAGAAGUCUUUGAAGAAGAUGCUGCAUGCAUUGAUUCAUGUAGCCAAGUAUCUGAAACCUUAUGUUACGACCAAGCUUCCUCCGCUGAAGAGAUGUUCGAGGUAUUGGUAGCCAUGGAAGAAGAAGAGAAAGAAGAAGAAGAAGAAGAAGAUGCUGAAAUAGAUUUCAAAGGCAUCGAUGCAUCUCCCUCUUCAACAGAGGAGUUAUAUGAGGAGCCAACAUCAUUAUUUAAAGAGAAAAUGCUGGAGAAUGGAGUUCCUGGAACAGUUAAUGAGGUUUCUGAAGCAGAUUCUCCGCUAGAAGUUCCUGAAGAUAGCUGCACCAUUGAUUUGAAAGAUGAAGCUUUUGAAGCAACAGAGCAAUUUCAGCUUCACUUAUUUGAUAAGUUGGAGCUGGAUGAAAUAAAUGAAGAUUACAAUGUAAUCCAGAAGCCAGAGGAUUCUGAAGCAGAUCAGACAGUCACCAUCGGUGAUUUCUGUCCACAGAAGGAAGUUCCAUGUGGUGAAGCUGGAGACAAAAUGGAAGCUGGGAAAGUAGCUGAUGCCGAAUUGUUGAUUGGAAUCCAAAUCUCUGAUUCAUCUCAUGUUUUAUCUGGGCUUGAUGAAGAUGGUAUCGAGGUAGAAGACAACCGAAACAACAAACUUUGUGAAGUUAACAACACUAUUGAUGAAAGUUUUUCAAUUCAAGAUAUUGUUAAUGAAAGCCUUCUUUCCGAGAGUCAAGAUCACCUGUCAGAUGGCAAACAUAAGAACACAGAUGUUGUAGACAACCAGAGAACCCUAGAGGAAGAUCACGAUGAAGCUAAGUUAAAAUUCCCUACUUCCAUGGACUCGGAGGAGCAGAACAGUUCAAGGAUGCAUAAAACAAGUUUAGAUGAGGGCAUCAAAGAAGUUGGGAAAAUGGAAUUGGUGGAUGGUGCUAGUACUGGGUUGGAUGUCGCAGAAACAUUUCCUGCAGCAAGUGAUAAAACUAGCCACAAGCCAAGAAGCAAGUUCUCCUUCACUAGAAGCAAUGCUAAGGAAGAACUGAGUGACAACCAUAACAACAGAAAAUGGACAAUUGGACGCAACAGACAUGAAGAGAACUAUGCGGAACCAAAGAAAUUCAACCCACGAGAACCAAACUUUCUGCCUGUUGUUCCAGAGCCAGAUGCAGAAAAGGUUGAUCUCAGGCAUCAGAUGAUGGAUGAAAGGAAAAAUGCAGAGGAAUGGAUGCUUGAUCAUGCACUCCAACAAGCUGUCACCAAACUUGCUGCAGCUAGAAAGAGGAAGGUGGCAUUACUUGUUGAAGCCUUUGAAACAGUCCUGCCGAUAACUAAAUGUGAAACCCAUUUGAGGAAUACUUCAACAAGCUUUGCCCAUGGACAGCCCAUUCAAGCUUGUAACUAGGGUUUUUUAUUGAGGAUAUCAGAAGGAAAUAGCUUUUGGCAAAUUAUAACUGCAAUCAGUCUAAGGAGUAGCAAGCAUCAUCACCAUAGCAAGAGAAGGCCAAAAAU
Durio zibethinus is the source of this 3395-nucleotide messenger RNA. RefSeq lists its product as uncharacterized. The record is from RefSeq and is a predicted model, not a curated record. Gene Ontology annotation, molecular function: calmodulin binding. NCBI's taxonomy places the organism in Eukaryota, Viridiplantae, Streptophyta, Magnoliopsida, Malvales, Malvaceae.